Tripterygium wilfordii is the source of this 1649-nucleotide messenger RNA. RefSeq names its product stearoyl-[acyl-carrier-protein] 9-desaturase, chloroplastic-like. The coding region runs from base 156 to 1337 and encodes 393 amino acids. Gene Ontology annotation, molecular function: stearoyl-[ACP] desaturase activity. Gene Ontology annotation, biological process: fatty acid biosynthetic process. The record is from RefSeq and is a predicted model, not a curated record. Gene Ontology annotation, cellular component: chloroplast stroma. Lineage: Eukaryota; Viridiplantae; Streptophyta; Magnoliopsida; Celastrales; Celastraceae. The transcript has 3 exons.
UCCUAGCAUCGCCACGCCUCCUCCAUUUCUGUCUUGGCGUUCUCUCGUAUCUCUGCUUCUGCUUGUACCAAAGAGAGAGAUACUCUCUCCCUUUUCUCUUUCUCUCUGUGUGUGGUUGUGUGAAGAGAAAAAAAGGAAAACAAGGAGAGACGGAAAUGGCAUUGAAGUUCAACCCAGUAACCUUCCCCUCUUCCCCAUCAUGUUCAUCAUCCUCCCGUCUCAGAUCUCCUAACAGAGUCUUCAUGGCCUCCACUCUCCACUCCACCCCCACAAAAGAGGUUGACAAUUUGAAGAAGCCUUUGCCUCUCCGAGAGGUGCAUGUUCAAGUGUCUCAUUCCAUGCCACCAGAGAAGAUAGAGAUCUUCAAAUCGUUGGAGGAUUGGGCUGAGUGUAACAUCUUGGUGCACCUGAAGCCUGUCGAGAAAUGUUGGCAACCUCAAGACUUUCUGCCUGAACCGGAGUCGGAUGGAUUUUUUGAGCAAGUGAAGGAGUUGAGGGAAAGAGCACAGGGACUCCCUGAUGAAUACUUUGUUGUCUUGGUGGGAGAUAUGAUCACAGAAGAAGCCCUUCCAACUUAUCAAACAAUGCUCAACACCCUGGAUGGAGUUCGAGACGAGACUGGUGCAAGCCCUACUUCUUGGGCUAUCUGGACAAGGGCAUGGACUGCUGAAGAGAAUAGACAUGGUGACCUUCUCAACAAGUAUCUUUAUCUUUCUGGACGGGUUGACAUGAAGCAAAUCGAGAAGACAAUUCAGUAUCUGAUCGGGUCAGGAAUGGAUCCUAAGACGGAAAACAAUCCCUAUCUUGGUUUCAUAUAUACUUCAUUCCAAGAGAGGGCAACCUUCAUCUCACAUGGGAACACAGCCAGGCUAGCUAAGGAGCACGGGGAUGUAAAGCUGGCACAGAUAUGCGGGACCAUUGCUGCGGAUGAGAAACGCCAUGAAACUGCCUACACCAAGAUUGUAGAGAAACUCUUUGAGAUUGAUGCUGAUGGUACUGUGUUGGCUUUAGCUGACAUGAUGAGGAAGAAAAUCUCUAUGCCAGCUCACUUGAUGUAUGAUGGUCAGGAUGAUAAGCUGUUUGAACAUUUUUCAGCGAUUGCCCAGCGGCUUGGGGUCUACACUGCAAAGGACUAUGCUGAUAUUUUGGAAUUUCUGGUGGGAAGAUGGAACAUAGAGAAGCUGACAGGUCUUUCUGGGGAGGGACGUAAAGCUCAAGAUUUUGUGUGUGGAUUGACCCCAAGAAUUCGAAGGCUGGAGGAGCGAGCUCAGGGAAGGGCAAAACAAGCCUCCACUGUGCCAUUCACCUGGAUUUUCGGUAGAGAAUUAAACGUUUAGCGCUGUGUCAAGUCAAAGUAAGUAUGUUGCUUCCUGUUGCUCGCAUCUCAUCGGCCAACCCAACCCAACCGAACCAGUCUCGUUUCAAUUUCUCAGUGGUGUGUGCCUUCUGUUCUGGUUUGUGUUGUAGAUAUCUGUUUUCUUGAGCUGGUCACACCAAGAUCAACUGAGGAUAAAUGUAAGGACACAAGCCAUAGUAAUUAAGCUGAGUAUGUAUUGUAUGUUUUCUUGUCUCUCUCUCCUUUUCAGCCUCAGAAACUAGAAACAGCUUGUGUUCUGUUGCUUUUUAUCAAUAAAUUGUUUUUUACUCAA